CAUGCAAAAACAAAACCAAAACGAAAGUUAAUUCGGUUAUGGUGUGUUAUUAUUUUGGGCGUAUCUAGCUCCCGUUUAUUUGCUUCUGUUCCGGCUCAGUUGUCGCAGAAAUGGACAAGAUAGAGAGUGUCAUUCAUGACACGCUGAAGGGUCAGGCCGUCACGGAUGAAUCCGCAAAUAUAAUCGACUACAGCCUCGCCGAUCAAGUCGAAGAACUUGCCGCCAAGGGUGUGGAAUCUGCCGUGUUGCCGGACUACAAGCCAGUUGUCAAAAAAUCGGUCACGUAUAUCGUGGCCGCCGUGGUCGUGAACGAAAGAGGAGAUGUGCUCAUGAUGCAAGAAGCCAAGAGCUCGUGUGCUGGCACAUGGUAUCUUCCAGCCGGCAGGAUGGAGCCAGGCGAAGACAUCGUCGACGCCGUGAAGAGAGAAGUGAACGAGGAAACGGGUCUGGAUUUCGAGCCUUCCACGCUGCUCAUGGUCGAGACGGCACAGGGACAGUGGUACCGGUUCGUCUUCGUUGGAACGAUUGUGGGAGGAGAGCUGAAGACGGUAGCCAAAGCAGACUCGGAGUCUCUCCAGGCAAGCUGGGUGGAGGAUGUGCAAGAGCUCAGCCUGCGCUGCAAGGACAUCCUCCCUGUCAUCGAGCGUGCUCGGCUCUACCACAGCACGGCCGGUAGUCAGCCCUGGCAUCCCGCCGUGCUGCCCGCACUCCAGGCACACCAGAAGCUCCACCUACGGAUUGUCACCAUCAUCCGGAAGAAGGCCAACAACCUGCUUCAUGUCUUGGUGUCCGAGAAAGGAAUGGCCCACCUUCCAACAUGCGAGAUAAACCCAUCCCGCAGUAUCCACACAGCACUAAAGCGCUUCAUCCAGAGCAUCUUCAGUUCCGAACCUCCCCCUCACAAGCCCCUGGGAGUACUUUCUCUGGAGCACAGCGGACGGGGAGAAGAGGACGGGCUCUGCAUCAGUCUGCUUGUCUCGUGCAAGGCAGCCCUUGAGGAGGUGACCUUGACGCCGGGCUACACUUGGCUGGAAGUCAGCUCUCCGCUCUCGGACAAGCUGCUCUCUCGCACCAACCGCAACAUGACGGUCUUUCUCAAGGUCCAGUGAGUCCGCACUCAGUCGAAGACGUCAUUGACACAGGGGGAGCGCACGGACACCAUAAAACUUGGGAUCCAGUGUAUAUCUAAUACAAGCAAGUUCCGAGAAUCCUUGCAACUAUAGUUGCUCACAGGAUGAGAACGGAAGAAUUUCAGUCCUCCAGCGCGAGCUUUCAACUUCCAAUAACGCUUGACCAUCUCAUGAGCCUCAAACAUGCAUGUGCAGCAAAAGCACGGCAGUAGGCGUGGAGUGCACGCUGGGGGCGUUUGGAAGACACGCCCAGACGUUCCCACCUUGUAACUAUAGCUGACAUGCAAUUUUACGUUCAAAAAGAAAUACCGGUAUCUCCAGGGUUGCGUACAAUUUCUGAAGACUAAAAGUUUGUUUCGCCGAAAUGCAGGCAGGGUUUUCGCUUCUACGCAACCCACUGCUGGGACAUUGUGUUUUAGCUUGCUUGCUGUAGUCUAUGCAGCCAGAGAUCUAGAAAUGGAAGGUUUAGCCUUUGCUAUUGGAAAUGCAGUCUUCUUGGCAGCUUAUGUGGUCACGAGUCUACGUUGCUCUAGAAUAAGCAGUCUGUCAAAGUGAACCACUUUCAGGGUAUAUACAGCUGCUUUCGAAGCAAUUGAUUUUUUGCGGGCUCAAUAUUUCGCGAUUUAGGUCAAAGCUGAUGUUUUGGAAUAAUUGGCGGGUUCUAAUUUUCGCGAGGCGGUGGGAUCUCAAUAUAAAUUCCAAUGUGUUCACAUUUCACUGCGAUGUUCGCGGGGCCUACUUUUCGCGAAUUGUAGGCGAUUUGCGACAUUUGCAAAAAUGAUGUUUCCACAAAAAUUAAGUUGUUUACAGUCAGCCUAAAGGCAUUCGAAUCUCGUUCUCAAGAGUUGUGUUUUCAUUAUAUUUUUUCGAGUUUGCAUUUCUCAAAAACUUGACAUGUUCACUGUAUUCUGAAGGAAACAACCCUCAGCAUAAGUAAUUGAACAUAAAUUUUAUAUAAACCUGAGAGCACUCUCUAACAGUGCUAUAUAAUCUCAGGCCUGUGAGAAAGCAGUUCUUUCGACAACUGCCGCCCAAAGGCACUAGUGCAAGCUGUUAGAAUUUUUUUUAUGAACAAUUAAAUUGAGGUGUUGGAUGGUUGGUUUUAACCCAAUCCCAACAAAAAUGCACUGAAUCCUUGUGACAGUGUUAUGCAUUACAAGUUCUGUAAUGUAGACUUACUAUCUUUUGGAAGCUCUUUACACGUUAGGUUAUGACCAGGCAAUAACAGUGAAAAGGGAGCGACUACUACGCAUAGUGCUUGCUAUUUAUGCAACAUCAUCUAGAGUGCGAAAUGGUGAUAGUAGCUGAUACAAGCAGCAUGUAUGUAAACCAGGGUGCCUUCACUGAUGUAGCUGGGUACUUUUAGGUGUAUACUAAUAACUAAAUGCCUCAUGCAUGAAACGCAUGCAGUCUUGUUUAUUAAUCGUAUCCCAUAAUUUCUAUGCACAUGCUCGAGGCACCCUCAAUUGAUCAGAUUUGUUGCGACAUAAUGUGCCAGAAUGCAAUAUGCACUGUAGCAAGUUUUACCUAAUGCUAUGCCCGACAUUCCAGCAGCUUGCAACUUGAAAAAGCUGCAAAGGCAAUACUCAUUCCUGUGGAUCUUUACAUCCAACCAAGAGUUAGUUGUGACAUCUUCUGCACAACUUGCGGUAAAAUGUGCUAUGGCUUUUCCAUUGCAACUGCUGCCAUUUAACUUUUGUUGAUUGUUCAAUGGGAAGUCUGUUUCUGACAACAGCUGUGUAUGCUUGUUGGUUUACCCCCGCUCCCCCUUUUGUGAAGCGAUCUUACUAAUUUAGUAAAAUAUGCUACAUUAUA
Molecule: messenger RNA, 2945 nt
Organism: Ixodes scapularis (black-legged tick)
Lineage: Eukaryota; Metazoa; Arthropoda; Arachnida; Ixodida; Ixodidae
Product: 8-oxo-dGDP phosphatase NUDT18
Exons: 6
Coding region: 111-1109 (332 amino acids)
Molecular function (GO): 8-oxo-dGDP phosphatase activity; 8-oxo-GDP phosphatase activity; magnesium ion binding
Source: RefSeq, a predicted model, not a curated record